UUGUUUCAGUAUCGAGGCCUAGAACUGGCAAAUGGCCUUCGAGUGCUUUUGGUUUCGGAUCCUGAAACUGAUAAAAGUGCCGCAUCUUUGGACGUUAAUGUUGGACAUUUGAUGGAUCCGUGGGAAUUGCCGGGGUUGGCACACUUUUGCGAGCACAUGUUGUUCAUGGGGACGGACAAGUAUCCUUCUGAAAAUGAGUACAGCAAAUUUAUUUCAUCACACGGUGGUGUAACAAACGCAUAUACGUCUGCUGAUCAUACCAAUUACCACUUCGACAUUGCUCCCGAAUAUUUGAGCGUUAGUCGAGCCUACGGUGCUUUGGAUCGCUUCGUGCAAUUUUUUCUUUGUCCUCUCUUCACAGAAAGUGCCACCGAAAGAGAAGUACGAGCUGUGGAUUCGGAGUUCUCCAACAGUCUUUUCAACGACCAGUGGCGUACACUACAACUUGAACGGCAAGCUAGUUUUCCGUCGCACGAUUACUGCAAAUUUGGUACGGGUAAUGAGAAAACAUUACUUCUUGACGCUCAGGAGCAGGGAAUCGAGCCUCGGGAAGCUCUGCUGGAAUUCCACAACAAAUAUUAUUCCUCGGAUAUUAUGGCGUGUUCCAUUCUGGGAAAAGAGUCACUGGACGAACUGGAAGAAAUGGUAACAUCGUUGAGUUUUGGAGAUAUUGCAAAGAAAAAUGUGGCAAGGAAAAUUUGGGAUGAGGGUCCGUACGGUGAGGAAGAGCUUGGCGCCAGAAUUGAGGUAGUGCCAGUGAAAGACUUGAGAAAUUUAAACCUCACUUUCCCAAUUCGAGAUUACAGAGAUGAUUAUCGCUCAACACCUACCAAUUAUAUUUGUUAG
Messenger RNA from Gongylonema pulchrum, 846 nucleotides. NCBI's taxonomy places the organism in Eukaryota, Metazoa, Nematoda, Chromadorea, Rhabditida, Gongylonematidae. The record is from the annotation of a GenBank genome assembly.